UAAUUUGAUCUUGUCAUGUACACAGCACGUAUUUCCUUCUCAAGCCCAGUUUCUCAUAGAGCACAGACCUUGACACCCCUCAGCUGCAGAGAUGAAUAAUCAGACAGUAUCUUACUCAGAACCGAACCUGGCCAAGAAGCCAAAAAGGCAGCAAAUCAAACCUAAGGACGCUCAUAGCUCCUUUUCAGUCACUGAGCAGGAAAUAACUUGUGUGGAAUUAAACCUUCACAGUGCUUCUCACGAUCUUCAAAAGAAGGACAAGACUUUCCACUGCAAAGGGAAGCUCAUUGCUGGGACCCUGGGACUCAUCUGCCUUGUCUUGACGGCUGGUGUAAUAACCAUGACAGUCACAAGUAAUAACUCUAUUGGAAUGAUGGAUGAGAAGAUAACUCAGAAAGCUAAUCAUUGUCACCGUUGUCCAGAGGAGUGGUUCUCCUAUUCCAACCAUUGCUAUUAUAUUAGCAGUGAUAUAAAAAAUUGGACUGAGAGUCGGAUGGCCUGUGUUUCUAAGAAAUCUAAUCUGUUUUAUAUAGAUAAUGAAGAAGAAAUGAUGUUUAUGAAGAUUCUAUCAUCUUCUUCAUGGAUUGGACUCUCUCGUGAAAGCAGUAAUAAUUCCUGGUUCUGGAUAAAUGGCUCACCUUCCAACCAAACGAUUACAGAGCCAUCAAAUCCUAGAUACAACUGUGUAAUGGUAUUUCAAUAUAGCCUUCAAUCAGCCAGUUGUGGAGAUGAAAAAAUAUACAUUUGUAAGCAUGCGAUUUUGAGUUAAAACACCUAAGCUUGGAGUCCUUCAGGUAUCUUUAUAUUUCAUGAAAUGGAAAUAAUAUCAUAAUUGUAAAAGUCUUAUAACAAAUUAGAUUAUUUGUUCAUCUGGAAGCUCCACAUUUGGAACCCUCCUGGAGUUUCCCCUAUGUACUUCUUCCCUUGGCUGAUUUUCAUCCGUACCCUCUUCUGUAACAAAAUA
Messenger RNA from Trichechus manatus latirostris (Florida manatee), 964 nucleotides. RefSeq names its product NKG2-A/NKG2-B type II integral membrane protein-like. Gene Ontology annotation, biological process: positive regulation of natural killer cell mediated cytotoxicity; stimulatory C-type lectin receptor signaling pathway. The record is from RefSeq and is a predicted model, not a curated record. Gene Ontology annotation, molecular function: transmembrane signaling receptor activity. Bases 92 to 769 code for a protein of 225 amino acids. The transcript is spliced from 6 exons. NCBI's taxonomy places the organism in Eukaryota, Metazoa, Chordata, Mammalia, Sirenia, Trichechidae. Gene Ontology annotation, cellular component: plasma membrane; external side of plasma membrane.